Molecule: messenger RNA, 2984 nt
Organism: Balaenoptera ricei (Rice's whale)
Lineage: Eukaryota; Metazoa; Chordata; Mammalia; Artiodactyla; Balaenopteridae
Gene: TBK1
Product: TANK binding kinase 1
Exons: 21
Coding region: 115-2304 (729 amino acids)
Biological process (GO): peptidyl-serine phosphorylation
Cellular component (GO): cytoplasm
Molecular function (GO): ATP binding; protein serine/threonine kinase activity
Source: RefSeq, a predicted model, not a curated record
AGUGCUCGCGAAGCCGGAAGUGGUCUGAGGCACAAGGAGGCCGCGGGAGCCCGCUGGCGGUGGCGCGGCGGAGACCGGGCGAGUAUAACAAGAGGAUCACCUGACCACACCGAGAUGCAGAGCACUUCUAAUCAUCUGUGGCUUUUAUCUGAUAUUUUAGGCCAAGGAGCUACUGCAAAUGUCUUUCGUGGAAGACAUAAGAAAACUGGUGACUUAUUUGCUAUCAAAGUAUUUAAUAACAUCAGCUUUCUUCGUCCAGUGGAUGUUCAAAUGAGAGAAUUUGAAGUGUUAAAAAAACUCAAUCACAAAAAUAUUGUCAAAUUAUUUGCUAUUGAAGAGGAGGUAACAACGAGACAUAAAGUACUUAUUAUGGAAUUUUGUCCAUGUGGAAGUUUAUACACUGUUUUAGAAGAACCAUGUAAUGCCUAUGGACUACCGGAGUCUGAAUUUUUAAUUGUUUUGCGAGAUGUGGUGGGUGGAAUGAAUCAUCUCCGAGAAAAUGGCAUAGUUCACCGUGAUAUUAAGCCAGGAAAUAUCAUGCGUGUAAUAGGGGAAGACGGACAGUCUGUGUACAAACUCACAGAUUUUGGUGCAGCUAGAGAAUUAGAAGAUGAUGAGCAGUUUGUUUCUCUGUAUGGCACAGAAGAAUAUUUGCAUCCUGAUAUGUAUGAGAGAGCAGUGCUGAGAAAAGAUCAUCAGAAGAAAUAUGGAGCGACUGUUGAUCUUUGGAGCAUUGGGGUAACAUUUUACCAUGCAGCUACUGGAUCACUGCCAUUUAGACCGUUUGAAGGGCCACGUAGGAAUAAGGAAGUGAUGUAUAAAAUAAUUACUGGAAAGCCUUCUGGUGCAAUAUCUGGAGUACAGAAAGCAGAAAAUGGACCAAUUGACUGGAGUGGAGACAUGCCUGUUUCUUGUAGUCUUUCUCGGGGUCUUCAAGUUCUACUUACCCCUGUUCUUGCAAACAUCCUUGAGGCAGAUCAGGAAAAGUGUUGGGGUUUUGACCAGUUUUUUGCAGAAACAAGUGAUAUACUUCACCGGAUGAUAAUUCAUGUUUUUUCGCUACAACAAAUGACAGCUCAUAAAGUUUAUAUUCAUAGCUAUAAUACUGCUACUGUAUUCCAUGAACUGGUGUAUAAACAAACCAAAAUUGUUUCUUCAAAUCAAGAACUUAUAUAUGAAGGACGACGUUUAGUGCUAGAACCUGGAAGACUGGCACAGCAUUUCCCUAAAACUGCUGAGGAAAAUCCCAUCUUUGUAGUAAGCCGGGAACCUCUGAGUACGAUAGGAUUGAUAUAUGAAAAAAUUUCCCUCCCUAAAGUACAUCCACGUUAUGAUUUAGAUGGGGAUGCCAGCAUGGCUAAGGCAGUAACAGGAGUUGUGUGUUAUGCCUGUAGAAUUGCCAGUACCUUGCUGCUUUAUCAGGAAUUAAUGCGAAAGGGGAUACGAUGGUUGAUAGAAUUAGUUAAAGAUGAUUAUAAUGAAACUGUUCACAAAAAGACAGAAGUUGUGAUCACAUUAGAUUUCUGCAUCAGAAACAUUGAAAAGACUGUGAAAGUAUAUGAAAAGUUAAUGAAGAUCAACCUAGAAGCAGCAGAGUUAGGUGAAAUUUCAGACAUCCACACCAAACUGUUGAGACUUUCCAGUUCUCAGGGAACAAUCGAAACCAGUCUUCAGGAUAUUGAAAGCAAAUUAUCUCCAGGUGGAUUGCUGGCAGAUACAUGGACCCAUCAAGAAGGCACUCAUCCAAAAGAUAGACAUGUAGAAAAGCUACAAGUCCUGUUAAAUUGCAUCACAGAGAUUUACUAUCAGUUCAAAAAAGACAAAGCAGAACGUAGACUAGCUUAUAAUGAAGAACAAAUCCACAAAUUUGAUAAGCAAAAACUGUAUUAUCAUGCAACAAAAGCUAUGACCCACUUUACAGAUGAAUGUGUUAAAAAGUACGAGGCUUUUUUGGAUAAGUCAGAAGAAUGGAUGAGAAAGAUGCUUCAUCUUAGGAAACAGUUAUUAUCCCUAACUAAUCAGUGUUUUGAUAUUGAAGAAGAAGUAUCAAAGUAUCAAGACUAUACUAAUGAGUUACAAGAAACUUUGCCACAGAAAAUGUUUGCAGCCUCCAGUGGAAUCAAACAUACCAUGACCCCAAUUUAUCCAUGUUCUAACACAUUAGUAGAAAUGACUCUUGGUAUGAAGAAAUUAAAGGAAGAAAUGGAAGGGGUAGUUAAAGAACUUGCUGAAAAUAAUCAUAUUUUAGAAAGGUUUGGCUCUUUAACCAUGGAUGGUGGCCUUCGCAAUGUUGACUGUCUAUAGCUUUAUAAGAAGUUUGAGGCAAGUUUCAGUUUGCACAAGAAAAUAAUGUUGGGGCAUUAAACGAAUGCCUCUGUAGGUGGUCUCUUGUUUCUACAUUUCACUAUUUGAUGUGGUCAUGUAAAUAUGUACAAUACUGUAAAUACAUAAAAAUAUAUAAAUUUUUGGCUGCUAAGAUGUAAUUUUACUUUUUAACAUUUAUAAUUAUAUGAGGACAUUUGACCUCAGUGAGCACUGAGAAGAAAGCCAUGACCGAUACGUUGAGAUACUUACUGAUCCUCGACUCUUCUGAGUAAGGCCAGCUAAGUCAUAUAUCUCUGACUGCCUACUGGAAACAUUUUUAAGUGGAACCAAAAUUGGUGUCCUUACAAAUCAGUAAAGGUUGAUUGUUAACACGUUUAUAAGUGAUAGAAUGGAGAGGUAGUUUUUGUGAGUGGGGAGCAGAACCGAACCACUGUUUUUUACUAGGAUCACAGUUUUUUUGAGAAGGAUAAAGUGGCAUUAUCCCAGUUAUCCUUGUAUCUGUUUAAUUUCAGGUAAAUUAUUGAGCAAAAUUUUUUAAGUGAUUUAAUUAUUAAAAACUGUUCAUUUUUAUUUUGGCCAUAAAUGUAUAAUUGUCAUAAAAAUUUUAGGAUCAUUUCAACUGUUUUAAGCUGUAUAUUUCUUCUUUACUUUAAUUCUGC